Messenger RNA from Spodoptera litura, 588 nucleotides. Its product is annotated as ATP synthase F(0) complex subunit g, mitochondrial. Gene Ontology annotation, molecular function: proton transmembrane transporter activity. Gene Ontology annotation, biological process: proton motive force-driven ATP synthesis. The record is from RefSeq and is a predicted model, not a curated record. Lineage: Eukaryota; Metazoa; Arthropoda; Insecta; Lepidoptera; Noctuidae.
UAAAUAAUUAAACCUAUUUGGUUGCAAACAAGGAAAAGAAUCGGUUGUAAUUUUCUAUCAAUAAAGUUUACAAAACAAGAAUGGCUUACAGCUUAAAUUUGACAAAAUUCACAAAUGUGUUCCGCAGCAGAUUGGCACUGAUGAUAGAAAUAACUGAUGUAUACCGACCUCACAUCUCGACCCAUAAGGAAAAACUGAUGGGAUUGAUUAAGGAAAAAGCUGAGGCAGCUACCAAGUCUGAAUUGGCGAAGAAGAUGAAAGUUCUUAAAGGGUACAAAGUGGAAUUUUCACCGCCACGUCCGGCAGAAUUGACGAAAUUGUUCGCAGACUUGGAAUUAGUACAAGAGUUUUUCAGCAACAAGUGCUACAAUUACAUAACAGUUCGCCAAGCCUGGCUACUCUUCUUGGUUGGCACCGAAAUAUUAAUGUGGUUCUUCCUUGGAGAAACUAUUGGAAAACGACAUAUCGUCGGAUACAAAGUCUAACUGUUACCUACUUGUUAUUGCCUAUUUGUUAUUUUCAAACAGGUAGAUAUCUCUUUUUUACUUUCUAUGUGUAAAAUUCCUGUAAAGUAAGUAUCUACUAACU